UUUUACAAACGAAUGAAGUGACAUGCAGACGUAAACACAGAAAAUCUGAAAUUAAGAAAGUUAAUUUAAAUUUUGAUCUACACAAUAGAAUAUUUCUUAAUUUACCAACUGAGAUAGAGUUGAGAAUUAAGUAUGCCUGUUUCCACUAAAAAUCGGUUUCUGCUAUUGUAUGGUUCCCAGACAGGACAGGCUAAAGCUAUAUCAGAGGAGAUUGCUGAAAACGCAGAGAAAUUUAAUCUUACAGCUGACCUACAUUGCCUGAGUCAGACAGAAAAGAAAUUUAAUAUUGAACGAGAACAUUGUGUGGUCAUAGUUACAUCUACAACAGGGGAUGGAGAGCCACCAGACACAGCACACAAAUUUGUUAGACGUCUCAAGAAGAAGACACUCCCUUCAAAUCAUUUAGAGAAUCUCAACUAUGCACUUUUAGGUCUUGGUGAUUCUAACUACACUAACUUCUGUAAAAAUGGUAAAACAAUAGAUAGACGAUUGGAACAACUUGGUGCUAAAAGAUUUUAUGAAUCUGGUUGGGCAGAUGAUGCUGUAGGACUUGAAAUAGCUGCAGAACCAUGGAUGGAGGGUUUAUUUCCAGCUAUUCAGAAAUUUCUGUCUGUUGAUAUUAAUACAACAUGUUAUGACAGCACAGAGACCAGUUGUAGAACAAAUCAGUCUGAAUCAAAUGAAAAUGGACAUAGCUUACAUGAAACUAGGAUAAAUCAAAUGGAAAAUGGACAUGAUAAAGGAGAUAGUCAGGAAAAUAGACUUGAAUCCAAAAGCAUGCCAGGAUUACAUUCAGAUGAAAGCAGUCCAGCUUUACUGAGUCCUAAUGGAAUAACAAAACCAGUCUUUUCUUUAGAUAGUAAUUGUGAUAAAACAUCAGAAGUGACUUCAUCGAAACUUAAUUCUAUCACAAAUGUCGACAAUUUAUCUUCUAGUAAUUUAGGUAAAAGUGACAGAAACACUGGUACAGAUAAUAUUGAUAGUAACACACAUAUCAAUAAAACUGAUAGUAGCACACUUAUAACAAAAUCCAAAUUAAAUUUAAAUCAAAAUGAAUUACAAACAUUGGAUAAAGAAGGAGGAUGUCAGCCAUCGUUAACAACUUCUCUACCUCCUUUGUCGGAGAGUUCAGUGUCAGUACCAGUAUUGUCAGCUGCAUAUCUAAAACUUGAAUACUUGAAUGAUGAAACUGUAAAUCUGAAUGAAAUUCCACUACAAAAUGGCUGUCCUAUGCCGUCUGCAUCUAGUGAAAUAACCAUGGCCAGAGUUACAUCAUCAUCAGUAUUGACAAAGGAAGAGGCAGUUAAGAAAACAUUAUGUUUAAGACUCAAUACACAGAAAAAAAUUAUGGAAUAUUUACCAGGUGAUAGUAUAUCAGUUGUAGUAGAAAAUGAUGAGAAUGAGGUUGAAGCCUUGCUUAAAAGGCUUAGUGUUUUGAAAUGUGUUGAUACAACAUGUUCUUUAACUGUGAUAGAAGGAACAAAGAAGAAGAAUGCUUCAGUGCCCUCACAUAUACCACCAUUGUGUACACUAAGGCAUAUCUUUACUACAUGUAUAGAUUUAAGAGAACCUCCAAAAAAGGCCUUAUUUAGAGCAUUAGUUGAAUACACAUCAGAUCAAGGUCAGAAGAGAAGGAUACAAGAAUUAUGUAGUAAACAAGGAGCUGCUGACUACACCCAGUUUGUAAGGCAGCCAUCUUUGUCUUUGAUGGACAUCUUAAAUGCCUUCCCAUCAUGCAUUCCUCCUGUGGAACGACUUCUUGAACAUCUGCCUAGAUUACAGCCAAGACCUUAUUCUGUGUGCAGUUCUCCUUUGGUGAACCCAGGGAUUAUUGAGAUUGUGUUCAAUGUUGUCCAGAUACCAGUGGGAGAAGGCAGGUCCUACCACAAGAAUGGUAUAUGUACUGGUAUGUUAGAUAGAAUAACAAAGAAUGUACAGACCAAGGAGGUCGCAUGGGAAAAUAGCGCUGACAAUCUGUCAAAUACUCUAGAGAAACUUGAUAUCAAUGACAAAAUACAGGUUCCAAUAUUCACCAGAACAAACCAGUAUUUCCACAUGUCAGACGAUCUCAGCAUACCUAUAAUUAUGGUAGGACCAGGAACAGGUGUGGCUCCAUUUGUUGGCUUCUUACGACACAGACAGGCUCUAAAGACAGAUAUGUCAGAUCCAGAAUUGUAUGGGAACACAUGGUUAUUUUAUGGAUGUAGACAUGAGAAAAGAGACUAUAUUUAUAGGAAAGAACUUGAAGAUUUCCUGUCCACUGGUAUAUUAUCGCAUCUUUGUGUUUGUUUCUCUCGUGAUAAUCAACUACAGAAAUCGCCACAAUAUGUACAGGAUAACAUAAGGAAUAACUCUACAGAGUUAUCUACCUUGAUAAUGGAGAAAAAUGCCACAGUGUUUGUUUGUGGAGAUGCCAAAAACAUGGCCAAAGAUGUGAAUGAAGCUUUUAUCUCAGUUAUACAGUCAUAUAAAGGAUGUACAGCAGAAGAAGCUAAGAGAGAACUUAUGAAAAUGAGACUGCACAAGAGAUAUUUGGAAGAUGUCUGGACUUAAAUUGUGUAGAAUUGGCUGUGUUUAAAUAAAACGCAUAGAUCUGGAACUUAACAGCUAACAAAAUAAUGUUAUUGAUGCUGCAUAGUGGGUUAUUUUAUAUAUAUUGGUAUAAAACUUUAUUGCAUAAUCUGAAUGGGAUAAAUUUAUGUAUAUUUGAUGAAGUGCUUUUGGCUGAAACUCUAAACUAUGGUACAAUUAUAGCCUGUUAAUCAAUAACCCACUUUAUUGUAUUUGAGAUUAAAGGGGUGAAUUUUUUCAAUAUUCCAAAUGUUAACCUAAAUUUUCCUCACAUUCUUAUCACUAUGUUACAUUUUAAUUACAAAAUCAUGUAAAGAAAUCAGUGCAGUCAUGUAUCAUGAUUGCAUAUCAUUUAAUAAAAUUAUUGAACAAUUA
Molecule: messenger RNA, 2946 nt
Organism: Mytilus californianus (California mussel)
Lineage: Eukaryota; Metazoa; Mollusca; Bivalvia; Mytilida; Mytilidae
Product: methionine synthase reductase-like
Exons: 14
Coding region: 133-2553 (806 amino acids)
Biological process (GO): homocysteine metabolic process
Cellular component (GO): cytosol
Molecular function (GO): FMN binding; flavin adenine dinucleotide binding; [methionine synthase] reductase (NADPH) activity
Source: RefSeq, a predicted model, not a curated record